AUGGAAAUAUUCUCAUUAUCACAGGUAACCACAGAAAUAAAGGCCAUAAACAUUGUUUAUGUUUCAUUGACUGAGCAUAACUCAGGCUUCUACUGCCGUGUAUUUUCUCUGCAGAUCAAGGAUGUAGAAGUCCUCAACUGUGAAUAUGGCAAAAACACAAUUAAAUUCCUUCGCCUGCAUAGAGAGGGGAAGAAGCAUUUCGUUAAAGAAGUGGAAGUGUGCACACAUCUCCGUCUGACUUCUCCUCAGGAGUACCUGGAAGGAAACAACUCUCUUGUGAUACCUACAGACACCAUAAAGAAUAUUGUCCUUGUGUUGGCCAAAAAAAAUGGGAUCCCGAGUUUAGAACAAUUUGCUAUAGAUAUCUGCAAUCACUUCAUGACAACAUUUUGUCAAGUGGUGUACGUCAAAAGCUACGUUCAAGAAGUACCAUGGCAACGUCUGCACGAGAAUGGUGUUCCUCACAUCCACUCAUUCAUAUGUGUUCCUGAUGGGAUCCGCUUUUGUGAAGCUGAGCAGUGCCGAAAUGGUCCUCUGGUCGUCUUUGCUGGAAUUAAAGACCUGAAACUUAUGAAGACGACACAGUCUGGAUUUGAAGGCUUCUAUAAGAAUGAACACACCACACUUCCUGAAAGGCAUGACAGGAUUCUAUGUGGAGAGCUCUUCUGCAAGUGGUCAUAUGGCGAAUGCAAGGAUUUUGACUUUGACUGCAUAUGGAACAAAAUCCGUGAAUGUAUCCUUGAAGCCUUUUCCGGACCACCUGACUGUGGGGAAUAUUCACCCUCAUAUCAGAAAACUGUCAACUCUAUCCAGAUGCUUGUCCUUUCCAAAGUGUCACAGGUACAGGUCAUAGAAGUGGUCUUGAACAACACUUUCUAUAAUGUCCUAGACAUGAAGAAUCUAGGCUUGACCAAUGACAAAGAAGUUUUGAUUCCUGUGGAAGCUCCUUAUGGCUCCUGUGCUUGCACUCUUGGCAGGAAGAAGUUUUUUGAAGCACAAGGCCAUGUGCUGAAAGAUGAGAGGAAAUGUCAGUUUGGACUGGCAGCUGCCCAGGGAAACUAAACCUCUUGGCUAUGCUCACACCUUCCUGAUAAACUUAACAGCACAGCUUUCCUAUCAAUAUUUACUCCUUAUUGGCCUCUUCCAUUGCUGACUACUUUUCCCUCUAUGAACUCCUGAGGAUGGGAUUUAUGAAGAACCCUCAGAAAUUCGGAAAUCAAAGUCUGUUCCUGAAUUUCAGUGUGAUUUGCAGAUUGAAAUCCCCUACACUCUUUGGAAAAUCCCAGCUGAAAACAUUAUAGCCAAUUAAUUUUUAAACCAGCUAUUCCCAGACCUCUUAACGAAACAAAUAAUUUGAUAACUGCAAUAUUUUUUGACAUGUAAAAUCAGAAACUCUGUAUAUUCUAUUUAUUAAUAUUUCUUCAGUAAAAUGAAUAUACAGGCACAAGAUCUGCUGUUUCAUCAACAUAACCUGUCAUAACCCCUUGAUGCCACACCGACCUACAGAGCUGAGGUUCUGACCCAGUGACUGAACAGGGAAUCAGUCAGACAUGGAUUUCUUUGCAUAGGAAAUGAAAAACAGGAAAAAAAAGUAUCUCUCAUAUCUCCUUUGUGUUGUGAAUAUUUAACAGCUGUUGACUACUUUCUCUGCAUGAAUUCUGACUGCAUGCAUGCUGCUGCUGCUCAUCAGAUCAUAAAGUUACUAUAUAACUACUUCUAUAUUGAUCGCUGAGGUGUUUGAGGGUUUGGGCUAUCUCUGUAGGCUUAAUUAAAUAAUUUUCCUUAGUCUAAUAAUCUUAUCAUGACUUCUGAGCAGGCAGGAGUCAACCCAAGUAACCCUAUUAUUUUGAGGAGGGGUAGGCAGAAAGCCAGCCAGGCAGACAACGCUUAUGUUACUUUAGUUACCCCAGGUGAUGGCUUUGAACAUAGAGAUAAAACUAUACAGUCAACAGUUCUCAUCUUGCAAACUGGGCUGGCACAUUUGCAACAGCAAUCUCGCUCUGCUUCUAACAGUGUCUGACCACUGCUCCCACUCUCUCCGAGCACCAUUUUCACAGACUCCAUGUGACAGUAUACAAGUCCAAUGGGAAGUGCCCAAAGCAACUUCUAAAAACUGCAAUUCAGUUGCCUUUGUGCCUCUGGAGUUUGGCAGACCUGCAGCAUUCCUCUGGGUACAAUUAUUAAGUUCACAGGUACCAAGUAUGAGAGAGAGGUCCUGCACUGUGUGACAUUCUGAGGUGCUUUGCAAGAUAGAAACUUGCCUGGGUGAGCAGGACAUAAGAGAGGCAAAGGGAAGACACUGUUCAGCAGCCUGAGGUAUCUCCUGAAAAACAACAGGAUAAAUGACACCACAGAGUGAAACUGUCCCAGAUAUGAUGUUCUCUGGUCACUAGCCAAUUCUGAAAGCUUUAUUUACUACACUUCUAGCUUUUGCUGCAGACAUUCUUGCUUACCUUGUUAGAUUGUGUUGUAUUGCACUUGUGGGCUUACGUCUCGCUACUUCUGCCAUUUCUAGGUGCUUGUAAUUUAUUAAUGUAUCUUUUAUGGGCGAAUAAAGAGCAACAUCAAAAAACAA
Pseudopipra pipra is the source of this 2575-nucleotide messenger RNA. Its product is annotated as uricase-like. Bases 1 to 1062 code for a protein of 353 amino acids. The transcript has 7 exons. Gene Ontology annotation, cellular component: peroxisome. Lineage: Eukaryota; Metazoa; Chordata; Aves; Passeriformes; Pipridae. Gene Ontology annotation, biological process: urate catabolic process; purine nucleobase catabolic process. The record is from RefSeq and is a predicted model, not a curated record. Gene Ontology annotation, molecular function: urate oxidase activity.